Molecule: messenger RNA, 2448 nt
Organism: Durusdinium trenchii
Lineage: Eukaryota; Dinophyceae; Suessiales; Symbiodiniaceae
Source: the annotation of a GenBank genome assembly
AUGGAUGUUGAGUCAUGCGCUCUUGACUCUGUGGACGCGGACAUCCUCCUGUUGAUGAGCCAGGCAAAGGAGAAACAAGAUGCCAACACAGGCCGUGGUAAGAAGCGGAAAGCCGGGUCAGGGCCAGAUGGAGAAGGCCAGGAGCAGCAGUCUGAGGCUGCUCCCAAGAAGCGUGCAAAGUGCGCGCGGCAUUGCAAGGGAUGCAAGCAAAAGAUUGCUGCUGAGGACUGCGCUCCUAACUUCCCAGGGUGUUGGAAGUGCAAGCGGGCCCUCGACAACAUCUACAAGUUGGCGACCAAGCAGGGCAAAGAAGCUGUCGAGUUUGUGAAAAAACAAAGAGAGGAUCCAGACCUUUGCUUCAACAUGGUCCAGAGCUAUUUGGAGUUGUGCCCGGAAUGCUGCGAUAUGGGGGGCGCCAAGAACAAGAAGCGAGGCACUUGGUCUUUGGCCAAAUACCGCGAGCGUACUGUUGCUGCAAGUGGCUUUGUGAAGGACGCAGUGGGUGAGAUGAUGCACAAGAGGCUGUACACAGAGUUUGCCAUGACAGUCAGGGGGGGGAGGAAGACUGAGGAGCAAAUUGCUGCUACAUGGUCUGAGUGGGAACAAAGGGCUCUUGCAAAAGACCCAGAGCUGUUCUUUGACUAUGGUGGAGAGAAUGGAGCGCUUCGAAUUUGGGUCAAGACAGCUGACCAGCUCUCCUUCCGCUCUAGCUUCAUGCAGGAAAAAGAAGCUGUCGUGGAGGUCGAGCAGAAAAAGAAUGCGACUCAAGCUGAUGUGGAUCGCAUGAAGGCAAAAUCUAUGAGCAACCAUGACCCAAUCGCUGACCAAAUCCAGAUUUGCCAGGCUCUUGUGCGACACGGUGACGCAGCCUUUCAGGGCAACGAUGGGUUCCUGGUGGAUGUCAUGGACCUGGCAAAGACGUGUGAGGCCAAAGCUGCUUCUGAAGAAGCAGAGGGGCCAGCCAAGAAGGGUGAUGAGGAAGAGGCGAAUGGCUCGUCACCAGAGAAGCCAGCAAAGCCUUGGGUUGACCGGGACCGUGUUAUUUCUGCCACAGUCAGAUCAUCCACCACGCAAAUCAACCUUUUCAAGACCAAACUUGAGAAGGGUCUGAAGGACCACAAGGCAAGCUUGGAGGAGCACAAGUCCAACCCAGAUGCGGUCUUCCAGAAGAACUUUGCUGGUGAAAUCAAGAUCCUAGCCAACCGUGACCCCAACGGGGAUGAAAACACGGUCAAGAGCUACAUUGGGAGGUUCGACGCUGCUUUGCCAGAACUAGGUGAGCUGGACAGCAAUCCAGUUGAGCUUGGGCGAGCCCCUCCUUGUGAGCUCUAUGCUUCCCUCAAGCCAUUCACUGCUUUGGAGGGCGCUGUCAAGAAUUACCAGCGUUGCACGCAGCCUGCCCACGUGAAGGAAGUGACAGCCGAGAUUGUGGCAAUCCGAGCUCCUAUGACCCAGCUUCUGGCAGCUACAUCCAGGGCUGACAAGGCGGUCAAGAGUGCUGUGGAGCAGUUGAAAAAGCAAACCGCAAAGCAGCAAGCUGACGCGAGCAAGCCAAAGAAAGCAGCAGGCCAAGCAGCUGCCCAAGUGCCCGUGUUUGACCAAGGAGUGGCUGGCGCCACUGCUGUUCAACGUGUGGCUGCAGACUGCAGCUUUGACAUGUCCAAGCCCUUCAGCUUGGAUUGCUCUUCUUGGGUGAGUGAGCUUAUGAAGGAUGGUGCGAAGUGCAGGCAAUGUGUGGACUCCUUUAGGGAUUCCUUCAACGAUGCCCGCAAGAAAUCCAAGGGGGCCAGAGUCUCGAAAGCUGUUGAGGACAGUGAAGUGCUAGCGGCUCUACAGAGUAAAGUUGAUGACCUCUUCCUGAAGUCUGGGCGUGUGGUUGCCCGGGACUCAAUGACUAAGCAGUUGCAGGAUGCCUUGCAGGUGAGCCUCUUUGGCAUUGAUGCUAGCUAUGACAAAGUGAGUGGUGAAUUCCUUGGCUGCGCAGUGGCGCGCUUGUCUGUAGAAGGCACGCGGACUGUGGUCAUGACUGAAGUGUUGCAGUUGCAAGGGUUCAUGCAAAGGAAGGGCAUUGCUGGGUUGACAACCCUAGCAAAGAUGUCAGCUUUCUUCCGCGCCAUGAAUGUGGCGAUGAUCCAGGACUAUCAGAAAGAGUGUGUGUUGUGGUCUUGCACUAUGGGCCCUGGCGAUUUCUUGUAUGUCCCCUAUGGAUUUGUCCAGGCCGAGUUGGUCCAGCAACCGACAGUUGGCGUCCGCGUGCCUUUGGUCUGCAAGCAUUCAGCGCAUGAGAACUCAAGUUUGUGCCUCUCAAAAAGGAAAGCAGAUUGUGAGCGCCAACUUGCUGAGAAGGGAGACAGUGGUGGUGCCAGUGCAGCGGCUGGGGUGGACGCCGCAAAGCUCAAACAAGAGAUAGCUCUUUUGUCCGACUUGUCUACAGCCAUAGCUAGCUGA